GUCAUGAACAGACCGGACGGAACGUAGGAAUCGGACUGUGCGCGUAUUUGAAAGCGUACUUUUCAGUUUUGUCGCGCAGCAGCAGCGAAAUAUAUUACGUUUAUUUAUUAAUCGCGCAAUUACUUUGUGAAUCGAAAUGGAUUCUACCGUCGCGCUUAAACGAAUCGGUUCAAUACAUACUACAAUAUAUAUCCAAUUAUAAUUUUGUUGCUUCUUGCUACAUUUACACAUAAUUGUUAAAGUACCUAUGUAAGAAAAUUCCAGUGUCAUAAUUAUAACGCAUGUUUAUUUCAAAGGUGAAGUGAAGAAGAAAAUGAAAAAUGAAAAAUGUUAAAAUAUUAUUUGUUAUAAAUCAAUGUUUUUAGCAAAAAUAUGUAUUAUCUAGGCCAUGAUAAAUAAAAAGGUUGAAUAAAAUACAGCGAAAAAAGCUUCACUAUUUCUACCUACGUCAAAAACUGUGCAGUGAAUUCAAUGAAACCAAGAUCGUGCGUUACAAAAAGAUACGACUAAUUUAAUUUGGCAUCAAGGUUAUAAUAUUCUCGCCAAUUAAUCCAAACACAAAGUUGAUCAUAAAAAGAACGUAUACAUACACACUUAUUUGAAAGUGCAAAAACAAAAAAAUUUAGCUGCAACUUUGAGUCACUAUGAGCUCAUUUUUAAUGGGUUAUCCACACGCGCCGCAUCAUGUUCAAAGCCCCAUGGGUAUGGGUAGUGGUUUAGACCCGAAAUUUCCUCCCGUUGCUGAUGACUACCAUCACUACAAUGGUCAUUACACGAUGACGGCAUCAACAGGACACAUGUCAGGUGUAGGUGUUGCUAUGGGGAGUGGUAUGCCUCCUGGUAUGCCUACACAUCCCCAUGCUUCUCACCCUGCCGAUAUCGUUAAUGAUUACAUGGCGGCCGCUGCUCACCAUCAUUCCGCUGCCGCUCACAAUCCUCCCCACCCGCAUUCACACACAAAUAGCGCCCUCUCAGGUCAUCAUCACAAUAAUGGCUACAGCAACUACGCUCCAACGCCUACCCAUCAUCACCACCAAAGCCUUGGAUAUUAUGGUCAUCACACGGCUUCGGUGCAUUCGGUGCCGCCGGAGUUCAUAUCGGCAGGAGCGGUACAUUCUGAGCCUGUGACACCACUGGGAAACGGAGUCUACCCACCGCCGGUAAAUACACCGAAUGGCAUUAGCGCUUCAUUCACAUCUAAUGGAUACUAUGGCGGCUACUAUGGUACAAACGGGAGUGUUGGUAGUGCCCAUUCACAAGGUCAUUCUCCACACCCCCAAAUGAUGGAUAUGCCCAUUCAAUGCCCCUCAACGGAGCCUCCGUCAAACACUGCAUUAGGUCUCCAGGAAUUGGGUCUUAAGCUGGAAAAACGGAUUGAGGAAGCUGCACCCGCGGGCCAACAGCUACAAGAGCUGGGAAUGAGACUGCGCUGUGAUGAUACUGGCUCAGAAAAUGAUGACAUGCUAGAAGAGGAUCGUCUUAUGUUAGAUAGAUCACCAGAUGAGUUGGGUUCCAACGGAAAUGACGAUGAUUUGGGUGACUCGGAUUCAGAUGACGAUUUAAUGAGAGAAACAACAGAUGGCGAAAGAAUCAUAUAUCCAUGGAUGAAGAAAAUACAUGUGGCUGGAGUCGCAAAUGGUUCCUACCAACCUGGCAUGGAACCGAAACGGCAGCGCACCGCCUACACACGCCAUCAGAUACUCGAACUGGAAAAGGAAUUCCAUUACAAUCGUUAUCUCACUCGUCGCAGACGCAUCGAAAUCGCACAUACGCUGGUGUUGUCGGAACGGCAAAUAAAAAUCUGGUUCCAGAAUCGACGUAUGAAGUGGAAAAAAGAUAAUAAAUUGCCAAAUACUAAGAAUGUGAGGAAGAAAACGGUAGACGCAAAUGGAAAUCCAACACCAGUAGCGCCGAAGAAAUCAAAAAGGGUUAGUGCUAAGAAACAGGCGCAGCAACUGCAACAGACAACCCAGCAACAGUCGCAACAGCAACAACAAAAACCAGUGAUAAAUGAGUGUUUACGAACGGAUAGUCUAGAAAGUAUCGGUGACGUCAGCGCAUCUCUAGGCAAUCCGUCCUAUAUGCCCGUACCUAAUGAUGCGCCAAACUUGCUUGGUGCGCCAACGCUUCAUCAGCAUCCCUGCAAUAACGCCAACAACAGCGGGAAUGGUAGCUACGCAGGAUCUCAACCACAGCAACAACUACCAAAUGGUCAUGCGAAUGGUGGUGUCAAUGUUCCUGGAAAUUUGCCAACGCCCUCCAAUACAAACAACAAUCAAAUUCAUACAAACUUACAUCAAGCUACUCAACAUACACACGCACCGCUUCCGCCGCCGCAACAACAACAAGAUAUGUUGGCGAAUCUCCAACACAUCAAACAGGACUAUGAUCUGACCACACUGUAGAAAUCAAGGGCGUGCGGCAGACGUUUGGGAUUAGGUUUUUAACUCAGUUGCAAUACAUACAUACAUACAUAUGUAUGUACAUAUAGUUCUUUUAUCUCAUUUUCAAAAUUACAAACAUUUUUAUACACGGUGUUGCAAAAUAAAGAAAAUUGCACGAACUUUUUAAAUGACCUAAUAUAGGGAGUAGGCUCGUCGAGUAAUUCACGAAACUGCGUUUACAAUUUUUCUAACACCCUCAAUUCUCAACUCGUUCUUAAAAAACAUUUGCGCAUGACUAUAAAUGUUGAAAAUUUUUGGAAUAAACCUGAAAAUUACAACAAUUUUUAUUAUCUUUUCCACUUCAACAUUUUUUAUCAAUAUUUCAAUAGAAGAUAGUGUAUUUUAUCAUGACCAGUAUAACACCGUGUAAUUUGUAUUUAAGUUUCUGAAAGUUAAUUUUUUUAUGGAUAUGGAUUGUUAUUUCACUACUUAAAAUAUAUGUACAUAUAUUAUCGCAAUUCAAUUAUAAUCGCAUCUAAACUGUAAUGAUGUUCUCAGGUUUGAUUCCAUAUACCUAUAUAUACAUAUGUAUGUACAAACAAAGAUAUGUACAUUAGACCAGAGCUUCUUAAAGUGUGUUCCGCGGAACCCAAGGGUUUUAAUUUUAGUAUGAAUAAGCACGGCGGUCGGUUUUAGUUGCACACAGAAUGAAAUGUUCUAUAAACAGCUUGGCCCAGACGCAGUUAUCUAUUUUCAAGUAUACAUACAUAUGUACUCGUGGUUGGUAUGAUUACCGUACUGAGUGCCAUACCUACAUAAGAGCGUUGAGCUUGCGCUUACUAGCUUAUUUUUUUUUACAGGUAUGUGUUGUUGGCCGCUGUAGCUAAAGGGUUAUAUACAACUUUCUACAAGGAACGCGAUGAAUUGCCAAAUGAAAUGUGAGAUGUCAUAACUAGGCACUUGGUACAUACACAAAUCAACUGAAAUCUUGGUCAAAUUAUUUUUCGGAUAGUAGUAGUAAUAGCGGUUUGGUACAAAAUCCAUUUACGAAGCUUUCAUAGAUCUCCAGAGUACUUCGACAUUGAAACACACAUUUUAAUCUGUGUCUCCGAAAGAGUUUUGAUUUACAGGUAUAUUCUGCCCGUUACCGAAGAUUUUGU
Molecule: messenger RNA, 3544 nt
Organism: Rhagoletis pomonella (apple maggot)
Lineage: Eukaryota; Metazoa; Arthropoda; Insecta; Diptera; Tephritidae
Gene: Dfd
Product: homeotic protein deformed
Exons: 5
Coding region: 645-2405 (586 amino acids)
Biological process (GO): anterior/posterior pattern specification; regulation of transcription by RNA polymerase II
Cellular component (GO): nucleus
Molecular function (GO): RNA polymerase II cis-regulatory region sequence-specific DNA binding; DNA-binding transcription factor activity, RNA polymerase II-specific
Source: RefSeq, a predicted model, not a curated record